Messenger RNA from Esox lucius (northern pike), 4756 nucleotides. Its product is annotated as ubiquitin-protein ligase E3A. Gene Ontology annotation, molecular function: ubiquitin protein ligase activity. Gene Ontology annotation, biological process: protein polyubiquitination; ubiquitin-dependent protein catabolic process. Lineage: Eukaryota; Metazoa; Chordata; Actinopteri; Esociformes; Esocidae. The record is from RefSeq and is a predicted model, not a curated record. Bases 330 to 2960 code for a protein of 876 amino acids. The transcript is spliced from 12 exons.
UCUACUCAGGCCGAUUACCUUCUUUUGUUUUUACGAGUUCUGGCCUAACUGGUGGCUGGGCACUUCUGCCGUGUUAACCAGCAAAUGGAGCAAGUGGGAUGUCUCGCUGUCUCUUCCUUCUCUGGUCAAGAUGGCUGUAAACAUUAAACGGAGGAUAGAGAAUGAAAUAGGCCUUAAAUUAAGUUCCUAAUAAUAAAAACCGUCCACCAUCGCCCAGUGUGUUUACUUGUGACAUUACGAAUAGCUGAAGUUGUGUCCAGCUUGGGGAGGAAGUAUACGUUGGUACAGUUAUACCCAAGAUCACCAACAACUGAGGGAUAAAGUCUCGUAUGAAUUCCGACGAGAAAGAGGACUGUGAGUGUGCGCCACCACAGGCCGAAACAUCCCCUGUAGGAGGAUACGACAGAAUACACGAGGAGUCUGACAUAGAAAACACCGAAGCAAGCCGAAUGAAGCGAGCAGCUGCCAAACAUCUAAUAGAGCGCUACUACCACCAGUUAACAGAGGGCUGUGGAAAUGACUCCUGCUCAAAUGCGUGGUGUGCCUCGUCCCAAGGCUUCCACCGCUUGGACAACAACGCAGCCGCUGUCAAGGCCCUGGAGUUGUACAAGAUCAAUGCCAAACUGUGCGAUCCACACCCCUCCAAGAAAGGCACCACAAUGAACCACAAGGACAUGCAUUCUGUAAGGGAUGACUUCAAAGAUGUAAAUUACUUAACUGAAGAGAAAGUGUAUGAGAUCCUGGACAUCUGUGGUGAAAAGAAGGACUACUCCCCUCUGAUACGGGUUAUAGGACGGGUGUUCUCUAGUGCAGAGGGUCUGGUGCAGAGCUUCCGCCGGUCCAAACCACAUACCAAGGAAGAGCUGAAGUCCCUUCAGGGCAAGGACGAGGACAAAGACGAGGACGAGAAGGAGGCUGCCACCUCCUCCGCCUCGGCGAUGGAGGAGGACUCUCCUGGCUCCUCGUCCCGGUUAGAUGGCGCCUCCUCCGGGGACAACGACGUGGGCAAGUUGGGCCCCGACGAGGUAUCCGUGGACAUCGACGCCGUCAGAAGGGUCUACCGGAGACUGCUGUCCAACGAGAACAUUGAAGCUGCCUUCCUCAACGCGCUGGUUUACCUGUCGCCCAACGUGGAAUGUGACCUGACGUACCACAAUGUCUACUCCCGGGACCCCAACUACCUGAACUUGUUUGUGGUGGUGAUGGAGAACAGUAACCUCCACAGCCCAGAGUACCUGGAGAUCGCCCUUCCCCAAUUCUGCAAAGCCAUGAGCAAGUUGCCCCUCUCUGCGCUCGCUAAGCUGGCCCGCCUCUGGUCGCACUACAGUGCUGAGCAGAUCCGGCGCAUGAUGGAGACCUUCCAGCAGCUUAUCACCUACAAGGUGAUCAGCAACGAGUUCAACAGCCGCAACCUGGUGAAUGAUGACGACGCAGUGGUUGCUGCUACCAAGUGCUUGAAGAUUGUCUACUAUGCAAAUGUGCUGGGAGGGGACGUGGACAAAGAGCACAAUGAGGAGGAGGACGAGGAGCCCAUCCCCGAGUCCAGCGAGCUCACCCUGCAGGAGCUGCUGGGGGAGGAGAGGAGAAACAAAAAAGGCCCCCGCGUGGACCCCCUGGAGACGGAGCUGACCGUCCGGACGUCUGACUGCCGCCGGCCCCUCAUCCCCUUUGAGGAGUUUGUCAACGAGCCCCUGAACGAGGUCCUAGAGAUGGAUAAGGAUUAUACGUUCUUCAAAGUGGAGACCGAGAACAAGUUCUCCUUCAUGACGUGUCCGUUCAUACUGAACGCCGUGACGAAGAACCUGGGCCUGUACUACGACAAUCGCAUCCGUAUGUACAGCGAGCGACGCAUCACCGUGCUCUACAGCCUGGUGCAGGGUCAGCAGCUGAACCCGUACCUGCGGCUCAAAGUACGCCGGGACCACAUCAUCGACGACGCCCUCGUCAGGCUUGAGAUGAUCGCCAUGGAGAAUCCAGCGGACUUAAAGAAGCAGCUGUAUGUGGAGUUUGAAGGAGAGCAAGGCGUGGACGAAGGCGGAGUUUCCAAGGAGUUCUUUCAGCUCGUUGUGGAAGAGAUCUUCAACCCAGAUAUUGGAAUGUUUGCGUACGACGAGCACACCAAGAUGUUCUGGUUUAACCCAUCCUCGUUUGAGAAUGAAGGUCAGUUCACACUGAUCGGGAUUGUCCUGGGCCUAGCUAUCUACAACAACUGCAUUCUGGACAUUCACUUUCCCAUGGUGGUCUACAGAAAGCUCAUGGGCAAGAAAGGAACCUUCCGGGAUCUUGCAGACUCCAAUCCGGUUCUAUACCAGAGUCUGAAAGAGCUGCUAGAGUAUGAGGGCAGUGUGGAGGAGGACAUGAUGAUCACGUUCCAGAUCUCCCAGACAGACCUUUUCGGAAACCCUCUAAUGUACGACUUGAGGGAAAAUGGGGAUACAAUUCCAGUUACCAACGAGAACAGAAAAGAGUUUGUUGCUCAGUAUGCAGACUACAUGCUAAAUAAGAGCGUGGAGAAGCAGUUCAAAGCAUUCAGGAGAGGUUUUCACAUGGUUACCAACGAGUCACCACUGAAAUAUUUAUUUCGGCCAGAGGAAAUUGAGCUGUUAAUAUGUGGAAGCAGGAACCUAGACUUUCAAGCACUUGAAGAAACAACAGAAUAUGAUGGCGGCUACAGCAGAGAUUCGCGAAUCAUAAAGGAGUUCUGGGAGACGUUGCACUCGUUUGCUGAAGAGCAGAAGAGGCUGUUCCUGCAAUUCACCACAGGCACAGACAGGGCCCCUGUCGGAGGCCUGGGCAAGCUCAAGAUGAUCAUUGCCAAAAAUGGCCCUGACACAGACAGGUUACCCACAUCUCACACCUGCUUCAAUGUUCUGCUGCUGCCUGAGUACAACACCAAGGAGAAGCUGAGAGAGAGACUGCUCAAAGCCAUCCUCUAUGCCAAAGGGUUUGGCAUGCUCUAGUCUGAGGCCCUGGCACUGCAAAAGGACACCUUUUCAGAAUAUCCACCUUCCUCGUUCCCCUGAUAUCAGAAAAUAAACACAAGAUGACCAACCAACACAACAUUUUUGGAGAUUUAAGAUGAGGACAACUGUAAGACACCAUGGUUCGUAUAAAGGUUGAGCAUUCUAGUAGUCCAGUUUGUCCGGUGCCUGCAUCCCAAUCACUUGGAUCAGCUUCAUGGAACUUCAUGUCAUCAAACUUAGGUUCCCUUCCCGGCAUUUUGUGAAUGUGUUCUGAACACACACCUUUUUCUUUUUUUCCCAUUGUUUUUAUGUACAGAGGAUUUUUUCCUUACUAUUUAUUUUAAGGUUGAAAUCAGUUAUUUCAGUUAUUCUUUUGGUGGGAAAGGGGGACGGCUGGGAUUAUUUCAUAUAAUGGAUUGGGGGAGUGAAAAUAAACCCCAGCCUUUUUGCCAUGUGUAAAGAAACAAAAGGCUGCAUUUGUAUGUGUAUUGCAGUCCUCAGCUCUGUGAAUUUGAAACCUUGACUGGUUUUAUCCCUGUUGUCGAAGCUGGUUGUAGGUAAAUGGUAAACUGUGUGCAGAACUUAAAUCUUCCUGAAAAUUAAGCAAAUGGGUAAGAUCUAAAGUCCUUCCAAAAUGUUUGCCCUCUAUAACCAGACUUAUUUUCCUAUGGUUGUGUCUCGAAAUAAUUCCAUUCAGCCAUCUUCAGAAAAAUGAUAAAUGCAUGUUUACCAUUAGCAUCUGCUUCCCGAAUAACAUCGUCCUUAUACACUGUACUACUGGGCCUUGUAGGCUGCCAGUGCAGCCAGAGUUAUUGUCACCAAUGGUAACACAGAGUAAAGACUGAAACCUCGUCAGAGCUUUUGUAAGUGCACUUAGACAUUUUCAGAAUGUUUUUUUUUUUUUUGGUUCUUUUGUUGGUUGUAAGUUGACGUUGUGCUCAAUCCAUUUCGUCUAGUCUUCCCAUGUUGCCCUUGUCUAACCAGUAUUUUAUUUCUCAGUUUACAUGAACAGAAUAGCGUUUUUAUGUAUAUCUGGAUGACUCCAGAUGUAGAACAGCAAUCCCAAAUGUAUCCCAGGUUUAGCUAGAGACCUUUUCUUUAGAACCCAGGCUUGUGCGCUAAAUACAUUUUUGGGGGAUUUUGUCAUUUACCAGGGGUUACUGAGAAAGUGUUGGCCUCUAGUGAUUGAUGACAUUUAUCUGUUUGAGAAAAAUGUCAAAAGCAACUUAAUGACCGAUCAUUUUUUCCUUAUUAGUACAUCAAGUCAAAUGUGGAGUAUCUCAUCUCUGGCACGGUCAAGUUAUUUCUAUUUUAUGUUUUGGUAUUUGUCCAAUUCAUUAGGGAUGUAAUCACUGCUUAGGGAAGUUGAUGAGGCCUGAUGCUGUCUGUCAUUCAAUUAGUUGGGAUGUAUUCUGUCAGUCAGCUCAGCUCCUAUUAAUACCACUAAACCAUGGUGCUCAGGGCUGCUGGUGAAGAGCCUGCCCCCACCAACACAUCAGUCCUUGAGCCUCCAGCCUUCCUCCACCAUUGCUUCUUCUGGGUUUUUGCAGUCCCUUGUUUCUUUGAACCUUUUAUUUUGUACUGCUGAAGAUGCUGCUCACGUGAACGUGUAAAAGGACUCUAGGGCCCAGUGAAUGGAAAAUGUGACAGUUAUCCUGACGAUCUUGGAAGGAAGGCAGUUUGUCGGUUGUUUGGGAAUUGAAAGGUAUGUUUUAAAAUAAUUAAAUUGAUAAAAGGCAUAAAAGAAUCAAGUGUUGUGAAAACAUGCUAAAUAAAAGUGACUGCUUUUUUUC